AUGCACGCUGCGGUGACCCCCGGGCGAGUCUGUGCUCGUUGCGCUCAGAUUAAACAACGUUGCGAUGGCGGUCUGCCUUGCUCCCGAUGCAAAAGAUUGGGACAUGUCUGCAAGCCCCGAGUACCAGCAGAGAACGUGGGUCCCUCACGCGGAACGAUGGGGUCACGCCGGCCCCGAGCAUCACGGUCCCGUGGCGGCUGUCUGUCAUGCAAGGCAAGGAAAAAGAAGUGCGACGAGAACCGCCCUCGAUGUACGGAUUGUCGCCGCUUGAAUCUAUCCUGCCAAUGGCCAUCCAAUGGCACAUCGGUGGCUAGCGAUGGUGAAUCCCCGGAAUCUUAUGCGACGGGCUCAACGGAUUUGGAUCCGAUCGACAGUGCCGACGGAGAUUUGCCGACUCUUGACUGGAGCACGCCUGAUAACGAUGAGGAGUUUAUCGCCUCGCUUUUCCCCCAUUCGUUGUCGCGGAGUGUCCAAACCCCGUCUAUUGGGUCUCCAGUCUCCACAAAUCCGCACUUGCGCAGUGAAGAAGAUCGUUCGCUAUUCAAUCACUAUAUUCAUGUGGUCUCGCGUGCGCUUUCCCGAUCUCAUGAUUCCGAUCGGAAUCCAUUCCUGGUGACACUUUUGCCCCUGGCCGCCACAUCGGAUACUGUCACCAGCGUGAUUCUGAGUUUGAGUGGAUGUCAUUGGAAGCGGGUGUAUCCUAGCAUCUGGGGUUGCGCGUUGAGGAGACAAGGCCAAGCAUUGGCCCAAGUCAAUAAUUUACUGGGCCAGUCAGAUGGCCGAUGCAUUUUUGAAGCGUGCGCCACCGUGCUUUUACUCUGUUUGACCGAAUUAUUUGAUGGGACGUCACGAGUAUGGAAGUGGCAUCUCAAGGCGGCCAGUGCCAUUCUAAAAUCGCCAGCUUUUCAAUCUCUGAUCUCGGGCGAUGAAUGGACAUUCUGUAUCAGCCUAUUCCAUUACUUGGACUCCAUGUCGACUAUCUCACGGUGCAAGCCUCCCCUUUUGCAUCCCGGGGCUAGCAUGACUGAGCUCACGACUAGCUUUCGACGGAGCAGUGUACCAGAGCUAGAAUACGGUCAGUCAACUACGGCAAUCUAUGGAAUCUCUCCCAACCUCUUCGACUAUUUGGGUAUGGUCAACAUACUGGCCAAUCACCGAAGUAAACGGGUAGACGAGCUCUCCGAAAUUGGGUUCCGAGCAGCAGCGACCAAUGUGGAGACUCGGAUCGACGAGUGGCGAGCAGAUCAUGAUCAGAUGGCGAAGAAAGAGCCGGACACGGAGUUCGCGACCACCGCGUUUGAAUGGGCUAUCCGCCUUCGUCUACACCAGGUGGUGGAAGGCUAUGAUCCACUGCAUGGGUUCGUUGAGAAAGCGAUUGUCACCAUCCUGGAUGCCGUGCAAGAAAUACCCUACGCCAGUCGGGUCGAAGGGUGUCUUUUGUUUCCACUGGUUAUUGCCGGGUCAUCCAGUGUGACCAUUGAGCGACGGAUGAUCGUCAAGGAGCGACUGAUGGUCAUGGAAAAUACCUUAGGAUUUAGCCAUAUUCAGUACGCGCGACAGUUACUUGAGAAAGUAUGGGAGGCGAACUGCACGUCCGACAUGAAUUGGGCGUCAGUACGAUAUAGUCAGUUUCCUGGCGUGGUAUUUGUAUAA
Penicillium longicatenatum is the source of this 1653-nucleotide messenger RNA. RefSeq lists its product as uncharacterized. Gene Ontology annotation, biological process: positive regulation of transcription by RNA polymerase II. Gene Ontology annotation, molecular function: transcription cis-regulatory region binding; zinc ion binding; DNA-binding transcription factor activity, RNA polymerase II-specific. The transcript has 5 exons. Gene Ontology annotation, cellular component: nucleus. The coding region runs from base 1 to 1653 and encodes 550 amino acids. The record is from RefSeq and is a predicted model, not a curated record. NCBI's taxonomy places the organism in Eukaryota, Fungi, Ascomycota, Eurotiomycetes, Eurotiales, Aspergillaceae.